UGGCCCUCUGGCUCCUCAUUCUCUGCCAGCUCCAUGGCCAGCCCUGCGGAUGCACCCGCAACAGGCCAUACCAGUGGGUUGGGUUCCCACCGGAGAAAGCGGACCACCUUCAGUAGGGGGCAGCUGCUGGAACUGGAGCGGGUGUUUGCAGCAUGGCCCUACCCUGACAUCAGCAUGCGUGAGCACCUGGCUCGGGUCACCUGCCUUCCUGAGGCCAAGAUACAGGUGUGGUUCCAGAAUCGCCGGGCCAAGAGAAUCAAGAACAGGAAGGCAGGAGGCCUAAGCCCCAGGCCUGAGCACACCCAGAGAGCCCGUCCUCUUCCAGACACCCUCCAGCAGGCCCGGGAGCCCCGAACAUUAGUCCAGCUUCCACCUUCCAACAGCACACCUCAGUGUGCCUCAAUGGGUCGACAUGCUUCCUGCCCAGCUCCUGGUUUGGGUCCAGGACAGGGGUGGACAGGGGCUAAAGCUGUAGCCCCAUGGGGACCAGCUGGGGCUUCAGGGGUCCACCUUUCUUCAGAGCGAGCCACUCCCCAGACCUCACUGGGCAGCUUAUCUGACCUCAUCUAUACCUCUGCCAUUGUCACCAACCUGGACCACUCCUAA
Neogale vison (American mink) is the source of this 606-nucleotide messenger RNA. RefSeq names its product SEBOX homeobox (gene SEBOX). Gene Ontology annotation, molecular function: DNA binding. Bases 34 to 606 code for a protein of 190 amino acids. The transcript is spliced from 3 exons. NCBI's taxonomy places the organism in Eukaryota, Metazoa, Chordata, Mammalia, Carnivora, Mustelidae. The record is from RefSeq and is a predicted model, not a curated record.